Messenger RNA from Penicillium chermesinum, 615 nucleotides. RefSeq lists its product as uncharacterized. The transcript has a single exon. The coding region runs from base 1 to 615 and encodes 204 amino acids. Lineage: Eukaryota; Fungi; Ascomycota; Eurotiomycetes; Eurotiales; Aspergillaceae. The record is from RefSeq and is a predicted model, not a curated record.
AUGUCUCACUACUAUCCUAGUUAUUGGGCUCGGGCCAGCCCAGCCCAGGCUCCGGAGGGCUCGUGGAUGAACGACUUCCAAAAUCACCCCCGGAUCUUUUUCCAGCGCCUGGAUGCCUUGGAACGACAGAUAAACCGGCUUAGCUUAGAAAGAGCAACAAGGACUGCUAUAUACCCCAGGACGAUGAGCACCUCUACGAAUGCGGAAUCCACUUCAGGAUAUAACAAUUACUCCAGCGACCACAAGUCCGCCUGUUCGGUGGAAAUGCGCGUUCUUCGGGCACAGUUAUCUGAGAAAGAAUAUCAAAUCCAUGUUCUGAAAACAGCCGUGAAGGGGAUCAACACGACGUUGGCCAGUCUGGUGGAUGCAGUGGACCGGCUCACGUGGAAGACGGAUGAGCCAGCAUCUAAGCUGUCCGCGAAGGAAGAUGAAGAGAAACCGCCAAUUGCAAGUACUUUGGAAGGGGAUGGGAAUUCCAACUCUCCACAGCCUUCAGCUGAAGACGACGAGUGGUCGAUAACUUCCCUCUCUGCAACGUCGAAAGAGAAGGAAGAAGAGACGAAGGUGGGGGAGGACGUGGAUAACAUGUCUACCAGCUGCGCAGGAUGGGGUUAG